AUGGCAGUCCAGCUGCCGUCGAAGGAGCAGUCGCUCUUUCGACACCUUGUACAGUACUACGAAUCGAAGCAAUACAAGAAAGGCCUCAAGGCUGCCGACCAGAUCCUACGCAAGCAUCCGAACCAUGGUGACACACAGGCUAUGAAGGCCCUGAUAUUGAAUAACCAGGGGAAGCAAGAUGAGGCGUUUGAGCUUUGCAAAUUGGCGCUCAAGAACUCGAUGAAGUCACACAUCUGCUGGCACGUGUACGGGCUGCUGUACCGCAGCGUAAAGAACUACGAGGAGGCAAUCAAGGCUUACAGAUUUGCUCUGAAGCUCGACCCGGAAAGCCAACAGAUCCAACGGGACCUCGCGCUUUUGCAGGUGCAGAUGAGGGACUAUCCGGGAUUCGUGCAGAGCCGCAAUCAGAUGCUGCAAGCAAGACCAGCGCUCAGGCAAAACUGGACGGCUCUGGCUGUAGCGCUACAUUUGAAUGGAGAGUUGGAGAAGGCCGAGGACAUCUUGCAGCGCUAUGAGGAGACACUGAAGCAGACCCCGCCUAGAUCAGACAUUGAGCAUUCCGAAGCUGUGUUGUAUAAGAACUCGAUCAUUGCCGAGGCCGGUGAAAUCGAGCGAGCACUGGAACACCUGAAUGCGGUCUACAAGACAGCCUUGGACCGAACAGCUGUGAUGGAGCUGAAGGCAGAUUACCUACUGAGGCUGGACAGAAAGGAAGAGGCUGCCAAGGCAUACCGCGCCUUGUUGGACAGGAACGCCGAGCGAAGAGCAUAUUUCGAAGGGCUAGAAAAGGCACUCGGGCGUGAUCGCGGGAAGGCAGAAGACCAAGAGAAGCUGCGGGAACUAUAUCAAUCGUACGCGGAUAAGAACAAGCGCGCAGAUGCCGCGAGGCGGAUACCGUUGGACUUCCUACACGGCGAAGCGUUCCGGGAACAGGCAGACUCUUACCUCCGACGAAUGUUCCUCAAGGGCGUUCCCAGCACCUUUGCCAAUGUCAAGCAGCUCUACUCGGAUGCCGAGAAGCUCGAGAUUAUUCAACAGCUCGUUGAAGGAUACGUCUCAGAGGGAUCCCAGGCGAACGGCGGAGCAGAACGAAGCGAGCCCAAUGGCAGCGCUGACGGCUCACAUAAAGCUAAUGGUGACCUCAAGGCAACGAAUUGGGCGCUCGCUGUCAACUACUUCCUCGCGCAGCACUACAGCUACCACAUCUCACGCGAUCUUGCAAAAGCUCAGCAGUAUAGCGACAAGGCCAUCUCGCUCAAUCCAUCCAAGACCGACUACACUUAUCAGAUGACUCGCGCUCGGAUACUGAAGCACCGAGGCGACACACAAGCAGCGUCUAAUGCGAUGAACGACGCCAGAGAGAUGGAUCUGAAGGACCGAUACAUCAACACUAAGUGCGCCAAAUAUCAGCUUAGGAACGAUGAGAACCAGGCUGCGAUUGACACCAUGGGUCUGUUCACACGAAAGGAGGCCGUUGGUGGCCCUCUCGGAGAUCUGCUUGAUAUGCAAUGCGUAUGGUUCAUCACUGAGGACGGCGAGUCUUAUCUGCGACAGGGAAAGCUCAAUUUAGCGCUGAAGCGCUUCAAGGCUGUGUAUGACAUCUUCGACGUUUGGCAAGAAGAUCAAUUCGACUUCCACACGUUCAGUCUACGGAAAGGCAUGAUCCGUGCGUACAUCGAUAUGGUGAGAUGGGAGGAUAAGCUACGAGAACACCCUUUCUUCACGCGAGCCGCGCUUUCUGCUAUUGGGGUCUACCUCUCACUCUACGAUAAGCCGGAAUUGAAGAGCGCGUCAUCCAAUGGCGCUGCAGGCGGAAAUUCAGCCGAGGCGAAGAAGGCAGCGAAGAAGGCGAGAAAGGAAGCAGAAAAGGCCGAGGCCGAGCGCAAGGCAGCUGCCGCAAAGAAGCCUCAACCGAAAGCAGAUGAAGAGGGUAACGUAAAGAAGGAGGACCCAGAUCCGCAAGGCUUAGAGCUGUUGAAGACGGAGACACCACUGGGCGAGGCCAUGAAGUACCUCAGCCCACUGCUUGAGCUGAGCCCCAACAACGUUGAUGGGCAAAUAGCUGGCUUCGAGGUCUACAUGAGGCGGAGUAGGUGUUCCAGUUCCCGUGAUGCAGAAACAUAUGCUGACAAUAUUGCAACAGAAAAGUACCUUCCAGCCCUUAGAUGUCUCUUGGCGCUUCGCAAGCUCAACCCGCAUCACCCGAAGUGUCACGAGCUUGGCGGAAGAUUCAAGCUGGCAAUUGAUCACCUUCCGGAGCCAUUGCCCAAGCAAACACAGGAUGUUCUUCAGGAGCUCUACCUCUCCAAGCUGAGUCCCAAGUCAUUGGAACAAGUCAAUGAGGAAUAUCUUGAGUCUCAUAAGGCUAGCGCACCUCAUGUACAGUCGGUGGUGCGAUUCCGAAACUUUCUCAAACCUGGAGCGGAGGAGAACAAGUCGAGAGGCGCAAAGGAACUGCUAGCCACAAUUGAUCUGCCGAGUACAUCGCUACAAGACGCAGUGGAGGGUGCGCGAAUACUCGACGAGCUCAAGGCUGAUAAGCAGCCUUAUCUGGAAGCCGCGCGGAACCGAUGGCCUGAAGCUACAGUACUGAAGGCUUGA
Messenger RNA from Lecanosticta acicola, 2601 nucleotides. The record is from the annotation of a GenBank genome assembly. Lineage: Eukaryota; Fungi; Ascomycota; Dothideomycetes; Mycosphaerellales; Mycosphaerellaceae.